AUGGCAGCAAGAAUUGCUGUACUAUUUCUCAGACCUCUUCAGAUGUGGUUAGGCAGUUUCUUUCUGAAGAAUGCGAGUGACUAUAAGACUUUAGGCACCCUUCUAGAAACUUGUGAGCCCAUCCUUCACGAGGAUGAGUCGCUCAUCAUUACAUCUGACGCAUCAUACGGGUUGGGGUGCAAUAUGCUUAUACGACACUUGUAUACUGGGCUUACGCUGUUUCGCAGACAAACUCUGCCAUUGCACCAUUCUGUGCAGCUGGACAACACAACAGCGGUCUGGUAUAUAAAUAAGAAAGGAGGAACCAGAAAUGCGCGCUUGAAGAAGUUAACGCGAUUAUUGUGGUUAUGGGCCUCAAAACGUGAUCUAAACUGUUGGCCUCACACAAGCCAGGUGUACAAAACAUUGAAGCAGACCUUCUUUCUAGGAGACCGAACGACUCCUCCGACUAUUCCCUUGAUGGGAAAACAACCAUGUUACUGUUUGCAAAGUGGGGCGUACCUAAGAUAG
Cooperia oncophora is the source of this 510-nucleotide messenger RNA. The record is from the annotation of a GenBank genome assembly. Lineage: Eukaryota; Metazoa; Nematoda; Chromadorea; Rhabditida; Trichostrongylidae.